Molecule: messenger RNA, 1815 nt
Organism: Triticum urartu
Lineage: Eukaryota; Viridiplantae; Streptophyta; Magnoliopsida; Poales; Poaceae
Source: RefSeq, a predicted model, not a curated record
AUGGGGAAGAAGACUGCAGCGAAGAAACACCGAGGACCCAAGACAGCAGAACCACCGCUGCAUCCUUUGGAGGAGUCGCGCAUCAGAACAUGCAUAAGGAACAAUUCAAGGCUGCAAGCACUCGGAAUUCCUGCACUAUCGACAUUGUUUGCAGCCAAAACUGUCAUUUCACCUGAAAAAAAUAAACCCAAGCAUAGUAGUGAUGAUUCUGAAGCUAAGUACCAUCCUAACGAGGACAAUACCAGUGAAGGAGAGUCAUCCGAUGAUAGUUUAGUAGAUGAAACAGAAGCACUGCAGUCCACACCUGCUGCUAGCUCAAACUCUAAGGACUGUAAGAAGACUAGUCAGAAAACUAGUAAGAAAAGAUCUGCUGCCAUGCCCCCUGGUGGAGUCAAGCCUCGACCUCCUAAGAGAGUUCAUGCGGACCUCCCAACUAAUCCACGAGUCACAAGGUCGAAGAAAGCUCUAUCACAAGAUGCUGAUGGAGGUAUUCAAAGUGAGGAAAUGUCUGAUCCUAAACAGCAGACACCAAGUGUCAUCCAUAAGCCAACUGCUUCCAUGGCUUGUGUCCGCCAAGCUGAAGAAACUGUUCCCAACUUUGAUGACCAUGGUGUUGAAGGUGAUGAUCCUGGACAUUGUGAUGAUGACAACUGGAUUGCCAAUGGAGCUGAUCCCAUUGCCCAUCGUGAUGACGAAAAUGAGAUGGCCAACGAAACUGGUGGUAGUGCCCAGCCAAAUCAGCAAACCCAACCUAACAAUAACUCUGAAGUACACUUCUAUACGUGUAAUUGCGGUUUAAUUGUAUCCGUUCUUGAUUUUACCUUCUUUUCAGGUCCACAAUCCUAUGAGGAGCCAAGGGAAAGGGGCCCCAAUUUGGGAAAAGGUCUGGAAAGGAUCACUCGACGCCGGCAGGGCAAACUGCCGCUUGUCAUUCCAGAAGGGAAGUUAAGGCCGGAGGCACCUCUUCUUGCUGCAAAGUUCGCAACUGAAUGCAACGUCACAGUUAGACACCAUAUGCCCGUGUUUAAGCGCUGGAAGGAUUACAAGGACCCAGAUGGACAUGUCCGAGAUGGGAUCUUCAGGAACUUUGUAGGAAAAGUUGGUAACAAGUUUCAGAUGGACGUUGAUGUUGUGCCAGUUAGGAAGGCUUGUACUGAAAUGCUGAAACGUGCAACUCGCCAACAACGAUACAGGCUCAAGAAAGAGUAUUUUGACCCUCACCCACUCCAUUUGGUGACGAGAACGUCUCCUGUCCCCUCGAUGACUGAUGAGCAGUGGAAUGAGCUAGUGGAAAGCUGGAAGGAUCCCAAAAAGAUGAUAUGUGAAACUAACAAAAAUAAUCGAGCUCAAGUUAAGUUUCACCAAACCACUGGCUCGCGCAGCUACCCUGUGCACUGUGAUAAUCUGGGAGACAAAUACAAAGAUAAAGAACCCACUGCAUUGGAUUUGUUCAAGGAGUGCCACUACAGCAAGAAAAAGAAAAGCUACACCGGUGUUGUCCAAGCUGCAAUUACCGAGAUGGAAAACAAGGCCUCUCAGCCUACAGAAGAUGGACAGGAAUCGAACUCCGCGACCGAGGCUGUAGCUGAAGUGCUUGCUAAGCACACUAAGAAGCCAAGGUUUCUUCAGCAUGUGGGGAUCCAGCAUGUCCAUGCGAUAUCUGGUGAUAGCAACUGUCAAGCAGAGUUGGCAAAGAGGGGCAAUGUCGAGCUUCGGGCACUUGUUGACACCUUGACCAAGCAGUUGAAGGAGUCCGAAGAAGCAAGGACCAGGAAAGACAUACAUGGAAGCUGUGUGAAUGUGAUAUACUGCUAG